CUCUUUCAUUGCUCAUCAACCUCCAGCCGGCCCGUAAUUUCACCUAUCGCUGUCAAUUCUGCGACGUGAUCACUCCUGCUCGGUCGUCGCUGCUGGACAUCAUGGCAUCCAACGUCGACUCCUCUCUCACUCCACCGCGGCCGACGAGCAGGACCAGACGAGCCCUCUCCUCGCGCCACAGCGCUUCGUCCUCUUCAGGCCUUCAUCAUCAGCCGCAGCAGGAGAGUCGGAGGCGCUUCAAGAUGCCUAGCAAGCACACGCAGAGGAAGCUGCUUUCGCUUGCGGGGUCGGUGCUCGUCGCUUUGAGCGCUGGAUCCAACUAUGCAUUCAGCAGCUUCGCUCCGCAGCUUCAAGAAUCGCUACACCUCACCAGUACACAGCUCAAUGUAGUAGGCGUGCUCGGUAACAUGGGCGUCUACCUGUCUGGCGUCCUCUGGGGCCGUUGGGUGGACAAGCGAGGACCCAAAGUCGCCAUCCUCAUCGGCGCAGCAGUCGUUCUUUGCGGCUAUGGCGGCCUCAGCUUGACCUACACUCAUUCUUACUGGCAGCGAUCAGCUGUUUUGCCUGCCGUCCUUAAUUUGAUGACCGGCGUAGGCAAUUCAGCCGCGUUCACAGCCGCGAUGAAUGCUCAGGCCAAAACGUGGCUGGGUUCGCAGAGAGGGUCGGCAACGGCUACUGUGCUGGCGGGCUUCGGGCUUUCAGCCUUUAUGUACUCGACCUUGUCACACGAACUCUUCCCGGGCAAUACGGGCGACUACCUGAUGCUCCUCGCAUUCGGCAGCUCCCUGUCCUUCCUCGUCGGCGCUGUUCUCAUUCAGAUCAUUGCCCCUUCACCCGCAGAGGAGGCGGAUGCGUCUGCUGUGGAUGAUGCCGAGGAUGGAGCGCUGGAGGAAGGGAUCAAUAGACCAACGCUGGCAUCGGUGGGGCGAAGGCGUACAUCGUCCGACCUGUCAGCUCGUGCAUACCUGCACUCAGACGAUGGCAGCCCAGACGAGGACGAAGGAGCAGAUGACGGCGAUGCAGAGAGGAGAGGGCUGCUUGGUGGCCGCGGCCGAACAGGAGCGACACCAAAGCCGUCAAGCGGAGACACUGAUUCGCAGCAGCCGCUGGACAUCACAGGCCGCAAGCUCAUCAAGCACCACGACUUCCAGCUCCUCUUCCUCAUCAUGUGCCUCAUCUCUGGCUCGGGACUGCUCCUCAUCAACAAUGUGGGCACAGUCACUCGCACGCUCUACGAGUACAACCACGGCAUUGCGCCCAAGCCACCUUCUUCCUCGGGUGGCAGUGCCCUUGCGGACCUGGAGGAGGCGGCCGCAGCCAUUGACCGAGUGCAAGCGCUUGGCCAGACGGCCAAGCGUGCAGCCAGCGUCGCAGUAGACUCCUUUGCCGAAGCAUUGCGCAAGCACGAGCCCAACGCCAUGAUUCAACAAGAGCAAGCGCACCAAGUUUCUGCCAUCUCGCUCGGCAACGCCUCUGGCCGCAUACUCAUCGGCUUCCUAUCAGACGUCUUUGUUUCAUACGUGGGCUCAGCGCGCCAACGUGUCUGGCUUCUUCUGCCCGUGACCCUCCUCGCGUUUUCCUCGCAAGUCGUCUUUGCCCUGCCCAACACGAUCGACAAUGUCACGGUCCUGCUACCCGCCUCAUUCGCUACUGGGCUCAUGUACGGCGGCCUUUUCGGCAUCGCACCCUGCCUGACCUUCGAGAUCUGGGGCCUCAAGUAUGCGGCUCUCAACUGGGGUCUGGCGAGCUUGGCGCCCGUCUUCUCCGGCAACAUCUUCAACUUGUUGUUUGGGACCAUCUUCGAUAGGCAUGUGCCAGAGACGUCUCCUAGCCACCAGUGCCCGGACGGCGAGGAGUGCUAUCGAGCGGCGUUCGAGAUCACGGCGGUCGCUACGGCCUUGUCAGUGUUUUUGGCCAUCACGCUCAUUUUCAGGAGGGCGGGAUUGCCUACGCUUCGACGCCAGAGAUGAUAAUGUAGGAACGCUUCGUAGAGUCACCCACUUGCCCAAGGCUGCAAUGGUUAAUAUCGUACACAUCGUG
Jaminaea rosea is the source of this 2040-nucleotide messenger RNA. RefSeq names its product MFS general substrate transporter. Lineage: Eukaryota; Fungi; Basidiomycota; Exobasidiomycetes; Microstromatales. Gene Ontology annotation, cellular component: membrane. The record is from RefSeq and is a predicted model, not a curated record. The transcript has 2 exons. The coding region runs from base 102 to 1970 and encodes 622 amino acids. Gene Ontology annotation, molecular function: transmembrane transporter activity. Gene Ontology annotation, biological process: transmembrane transport.